Molecule: messenger RNA, 7361 nt
Organism: Trichobilharzia regenti
Lineage: Eukaryota; Metazoa; Platyhelminthes; Trematoda; Strigeidida; Schistosomatidae
Source: the annotation of a GenBank genome assembly
CCUAAUAUUAACCAAUCACCAUCGAAAUAAUAAUUACUCUAGUUACUACUCCGAUUAAAAAAAUUAAACGAUAUUUGUUGCACUUCAAUGUAAUCCACGUCAGUAACGCAGAUACUGGAUGGAAAUGCUAAUUUACACCAGAAAUAAAAUUAUCAAUCAUCACACUUACAAAUUAUAUUAAAAGAGAAGAAGCAACGCCACACAAGAAACCAUCAAGUUUUAUGUUUACCUCGACCAAAGAGCAAGCAAUAAACUAGAUAAAUAUAUGAAAUGAAAUUUUUUGUAUGGAAUAUUCCCAAUGACAUGUUGUUAGUUGUUUCAAUUAUUUUAAUCCUGUUUAUCGAUUUGCAAAAAUUUUCUACUACAGGAUUAAUUUUAUCGAAACAUAUCGAAGCUGAUGAAACUGUCACCACUUCAUCUGUCAACCAUCAGUGGAAUGUUACCGCUAAUACACAUAAAAAUAAUAAUGAUAAUAAUGAUGAAUCAUCAGCCGCAUAUAAGUCUAAGAAGAGAAUCUGGGCUGCUCUACCGAAACACAUUGAUCUACUCCACUUUUCUCAGCCAAAACUCGAAGAUAAACUGGUUACACAACGGACUAGCUUAAUUCAUACUAUCACUGAUCACAGUAAACAAAAAUUUCGAAGAGAAAGUAGCAAACAAACAUAUCAGUUAAAACGUCAUCGUCCACGUAGAUAUCCUUUUCACAGAAAUGGUAAUAAUAAUAAUAAUAAUAAAAAUUAUCCAUCUUAUGAUAAAAGGAUUCAAACAAGAUUUGCUAAAACUUACAAUUAUGCAAACUUCACGUGUCCAGCUGAGUGUGAAUGUAAUCUUGUCGAAGUAGAGUGCAAAAAUAUCCACCUGGAGUCUAUUCCAACAAAUAUUCCAGUGUAUACUGAAAAACUAACGAUUACUGGGAACAAAAUCAGGAAUUUGGACGGAAAUAGUUUUCGUGGUCUUAUUCAUCUAAAAACAUUAAUUCUAUCAAACAAUGGAAUUGAAAAUAUUGAAUCGGAUGCAUUCAAUCAACUUAUCAAUUUACGUCGUUUGAAACUGAACUCCAAUCUUCUUCACACUCUUCCGGAGAAUGUGUUUGCUCCCUUUAAGCAGCUACAACGUCUGGAUUUACAAGAAAACAAGUUAGUUUGUUUGCCGGAAUCUUUAUUUUCUGGACUAACUGAAUUACGCUAUAUCCUUCUAACGAAAAAUAACUUAAUAUGGCUUCCUAAAUCUCUGGUUUCCGAAUUGAAGUCGCUCAAACAUAUUGAUUUAAAGGAAAAUCCUUUGCGAUGUGACUGUUAUCUGCAACCAUUUUUGAAAGAAUUUCUUGUCACAAAUCGUCAGGCUAUUUUGCACAAAUCUAAUGCAGUAUGUUCAUCGUUGAGUAUGGAUCCAAGUCUGCAUGGAUAUCCAUUAAACGAAGGAGUAUUUGAUGCAUUGCAGUGUCCUGUCAACUCAGAAAUGUUACACAAGGCUCCAACAGAAUGCACAGUUACAAGUACAUCAUCAUGUGAUGGAAUUUGUGACUGCUCAAUUGAAGGUGUGGCUAACUGUCAAGGACGUGGGUUGAAAGCUAUUCCAAAUGAUUUACCCCAAGAUAUUAUGGAACUGAAUAUGGAUAGUAAUGAACUGGCUUCACUCCCAGCGAAUGCAUUCGUCAACUACAAAAGCUUGAGAAAAGUUGUUUUAGACAACAAUCAAAUAUCAUAUGUUCAUCCUGAAGCGUUUAGUAAUCUGAGAGAACUUUCUUCUUUAUAUAUUAGUUCGAAUGAAUUGGGUUUAUUACCGUCUAAUCUAUUUUCCCAUCUGUCAAACCUUAAAAUACUAUAUUUACAUCGAAAUAAAAUCUCCUGUAUUCAAAGAGGAUCUUUUGCAGGGCUGGAACACUUACAAAUCUUACACUUAUCAAACAAUCGUAUACAAACCUUCCCAAGGAAUAGUUUUGAAGACCUACGUCGACUGAAAUAUCUUUAUUUAGUUCAUAAUCCGCUUAUAUGUGACUGCCAAUUAGCAACUUGGUUACCAGCUUUCUUAAUUGAAAAAGAAGCCGGUGGUACACAAUGGGCUAGAUGUGCAGAACCAUUAAAUGUUCAAGGUCGUCAUGUACGGGAGUUAUUGCCGCAUAUAUUACAGUGUCCAAGUACAAUUAAUUAUGAAAAUGAAAGUCAAACUUGUGAAUUUCUUAGCCAUCAAUGCCCUGAAGGUUGUAAAUGUAUGGAUAUCAUAGUAAAGCCAAGAUUGCACGCAAAUUCAGAGGCCGUUUUUCGACCGGAUGAAUUUGGUUUAAUUUCUGGUGGAUUGAGAGUUGACUGCUCAAGUCUAGAGUUAACGGAAAUCCCUCAAAGUAUACCGCUGAAUACUAAAGAAUUAAAUCUGAGAAAUAAUUUAAUCAAAUCUAUCACAGUUAACUCUGGUCUAAUUAAGUUGAGAAAUCUGGAAACCCUUAUCAUGGAUGGUAAUGAACUUGAGCAUAUCGAACCGAAAUCUUUUAAAGGAAACUUCAACAUGAAAAAGCUAAUUCUCAGCAAUAACUCCCUGACGAAAAUAGAAGAAAAUACUUUCAAGGGAUUGAAUAACUUGGAAAUCUUAUUACUUCAACACAAUCAAAUAAAGUGUUUAAAUAAUCGAACAUUUAAUCAAGUCCCAGCUUUAAAGAUACUGAUGCUUAAUAACAAUAAAUUAAGAUGCAUAGCCAAAGGGAUCUUUACUGGGCUGAGUCUUGAAUCACUAAGUUUAAGUGCCAAUCCAUUUAAAUGUGACUGUCAUCUCAGUUGGUUACCUGAUUGGCUGAGAAAUAAUGCGAAUCAAGUCAAUGAAGGUCCAUUGCCACCUGUAUGUAUAUCAUCAGAAGAUUUAGCUGGUACACCAGUGGCUAGUUUAUCACGUUAUCAUUUCACGUGUAAUACAUCCAUGUCUAAUUGUUUGAAUAAUGAAAAUUAUAAUGAAAAUGAUGACAGGACAGUUCAAUCAACAAUUCAUGCGUACUGUAGCAUAAAAGAGGUGGGCUGUUGUGAAGAAAUACAAGAUGAAACCUCAUGCCCAUCACACUGUCUGUGUGGAACUGAUGGUGUUUACUGCUCGGACAGAAAUCUAACUGAAAUUCCUGCACAUAUUUCUCCAGAAACAACUCAACUAUACUUGGAACGGAACCAGAUAACAAAAAUUGAUCCAAAUCGAAUAUCUCAUCUCAAGAAACUUCAUACCCUAGUUUUAAGUUAUAACAAACUACGAGAAUUACCGCCACGUGUAUUUGAGAAACUAACCAAUCUUAAGACAAUUGUCCUUAGCUACAACAAUUUACAAUGCAUCCAUCCAGAAGCCUUCUAUGGUUUAGCUAAUCUUCGCGUCUUAAUACUUCAGGGGAACAACAUUUCUACUAUACCGUAUGGUACAUUCAAUGAUCUUGGCCAAUUAAACAAUGUUGCACUCGGGCAAAAUCCUUUACAUUGUGACUGUACAAGUAAAUGGUUAAACAGUUACUUUCGGCAAUAUUUCUUGGACAAUGGAAUCUCUUUAUGCUACAGCCCGCCAAAUAUGAGAUUAAAAUCCAUUUAUCAUUCAAAGUCUUCAGAUUUUGCGUGCCCAUGGAAACUACAAAACGAAACAAAUACAGACAUAAAUGAAAAUGUGUUAUACUUUCCAAGUUCACAACCCCCUCUACCAAAUGACAGACAUAGUCAGUCAAAUAAUGUUUAUACAUCAGAGGCUAACCACCAUGUGACUGAGAGAGAAAAAGAAUCCAUUUUGAUUGCCGCCAAAUGUAUGCCAUGUUUAUUGAAUCCAUGUUUAAAUGGUGGGACAUGUUUAGCACUUACACAGUUGGACUACAAAUGCUCAUGUAAACCUCCGUUUUAUGGAAAGAAUUGUGAGCAACGAGACCAUAUUUGCUCAACGAACCCAUGUCAAAAUGGCGGACUAUGCAAAAUUACAGCCUACCCAAGUUCAUACAAAUGUAUCUGUCCACCAGGUUUUCAUGGACCAACCUGUGCUAAACAACUAGAAACUUGUAAACAUAAUGUUUGUCUAAAUGGGGGGACGUGUGAAGCACUGGAUAAUGAUUAUCGAUGUCAUUGUACAACUCUAUUUCAUGGCAAAAACUGUCAACAUGAAUAUAUCUACUGUGAAGAGCUAAAUCCCUGUGCAAAUGGAGGAAAAUGUAUUAGUCUACCGAAGAAUAAUUACAGAUGUGAAUGUUUAGCUGGAUGGAUUGGAAAUGACUGCCAAAUCAACCAAGAUGACUGUGUGUAUAACAGGUGUGAAAAUGGUGCCACCUGUAUUGAUGGUAUAAAUGAGUAUAUAUGUAAAUGCCGGCCAGGAUAUGCAGGAAUUUAUUGUGAAAGACCAACUUGGAAUCCUUCAACAUAUGUGACAAGAAUGGAUAGACCGUUUAACCAUCAGCUAAUGAUUGGACGUACAUCUGCUUCUGGUGUAAGACAGUCACCGAUAAAAACUCGGUCGCUUGCAACGCAAAAUCUUGAAACGCUAUGUGCUUAUCAACAGUGUCAAAAUAACGCCAAGUGUGUUGAAAAUGAAAAUGAUGCUUACAGCUGCGUUUGCCAACAAGGUUUCAGUGGCCAAUACUGUGAGAAUCUUUUUGCUAUCAAUCUACCAAGUCCUCAUUCAUAUGUGGCUGUUGUACCACCAAGUCGAGGUGCUUUAGUGCCAAGUGGAACAAUUAGUUUCGAAAUGGCUACAAAGUCAACAAAUGGGAUCUUACUGAAUUUCAUUGAUACAAGUCUAAUUAACAAUGCAGAUGGUACUCCUGAGCAUUAUUUAUUACUGAACCUACACAAUGGAAAAAUUCAUGUUAAAUUUUCUUUAAAUCGAAAUUAUACUGCACAUAAUGUGGAUUGUGAAAUAAAUAUAAGUGAUGGCAAUUUUCAUCUGAUCAAACUUUAUCUGGAAGCUGAAGUGCUAUACCUUUACAUUGACAAGAAGUUGUGCAUAACUAUGGGGAAAGUUAAUACACAAUUUAACAAAACACUGGGAUACGAUAGUAACAAUAAUAAUAAUAACAAUGAGAAUAAUCCAAUGCAUACUCCAACUAUAUCUACAUACAAUGUGAUUAUUAAACCACAGUAUUUGGCUUUAACAAAUCCUUUAUACUUUGGUGGUGUCCCAGCUGAUCAGUUAGAGACAGCCAAUCAUUUAACAAAUGGAAUCUCUACACUUGGCUUAACUGGUUGUAUACGAAAUGUACAAAUUAAUGGACGUAUGAUUGAUUUUGCUCGCCUUUUUGGAGCACCAGUAGAUAAGAUGACCGGAAUAGAAGAAAAUGACAUUGAGAUAUCUUCACCAGCAGCUAAACAUCAUGGAACAGCGAUUGGAAUACUGCCAGGCUGUAGAAUAAAUAAUGAAAGAUCUAACAGCCUAGAUUCUCAGUUAAAGUACCCCAAGUCUGAAAAAGAGGAUGAAAAUUUGAAAGCAGAUAACUCUGUCUCAGAUGAUGUAUCAGAAGUCAACACAUAUGAAAAGUCGACAUUGGGACAAUUGUCAGAAACAGCGUACAGUAAAAACUCCACCUCAUGUGAUGCAGAUAGCGAAAAUUCAUGCCUGAAUGGUGGUAUUUGUACAAACCGUGACCUGAAACAAACUGGAAAGUAUUAUUGUAAAUGUCCAAAGGGUUACAAAGGACAAAGAUGUGAAUUGGUAUCUGCUUGUCAUCGUGAUACUCAACGUUCAUAUAUACGUGAUCCUCAAACAAAUUGUGUCUCAUCUAGAAAACUGUCAAUUCGUAAAUGUUCUGGUACGUGUGACUCAAAUAUUUUCCAGCAUGAACAACACCAACAGCUCCAACAGCAGUUGAAUAAGAACAAUUCAAACAACCGCGAAUCAAUGAAAUUCUAUAAAUGGAAGACAAUUUAUAAAAGAUCAUCAGAUUCAGUACAAGUAUGGCUACCACGUAGUUCAAAAGAAAUACGUUCUAGUGAAACAGUCAACAACUUCAAUCCCUUUGAAUCGUCUCAUUCAAAUCAACCGAACGGGAUGAUUACACACCUAUCUAACAAACAAGGACAGCAACACCAACAACAACAACAAUAUUGUUGUCAAGCGACAAAAAUUAAAUUACGACCAAUUUUAUUUAACUGUCCCAAUGGUGCUGUUUAUGAGCGUACUAUAAAAUUAGCAAAAAGGUGUGGUUGUGUUCAAUGUGGUCAAUAGAAUAUAGAUAAACAGAUAUACAGUAUAUUAGUAGGAUGACAGUGUGCAGCAGGACGUCUAGCUAGAACGUAUACUCUCACCUUAGAGAAAACAAAUUACAGAAAAGUAAAAAUUAAUUAACUGAAAUGACACUUUUUUCUAUUAAAAGUGACAAUAAGGGAAAAACUAAAUGCAUUUUGUUUUAUUUUUAUUGUAAUAACUACCUCAAUAUAUCUACUAUAUAUAUAAUCGUCAGUAUUUGCACUUUAUGCAGAAUAAGUAAUUAGAUGACAUUCUAAUCACUAUCAUCUUUGUUUCUUUUAAUCUUAUUUACCCUGAUACAGAGAGUUCAUCCUUUAUCCUUUACUCACUGUAUUAUUACUAUUAAUACUAUUAAUGUAUGUAUUAUUACAUUUGUAAUAAUAGUUGAAAUACAGUACAUAAUUCUGUUUCAAUUCUAUAAUUAGAAUAAUUAAUUCACUAAAUAAUCGAUAAACUUAAUCUUAUAUUCAUUUUGCAUUAGAUUCACUAAGGUUAACUAUCUAUCUAUCAUUAUCAAUUAUAUCUUAAACUCGUAAUCUUCUCCACACAAUAUUCAUAAUAAUUAUUAAAUUCAUGCAGAUACAUGUAAUCGCUUCUCAAAGAUGUGUGUGUGUUGAGGUGCUUAGUAAUUGCUACGACUUGAUAUCAGGUAGAGGGUGAACACAACCAAAACAGAAACCCACUAUAUACCAUCCAGUAAAUAUCCACAUACACUAAACUGCUGUUAAUAAUAUCACCGAUGGUAAGCGCAUAUUUGUCUGGGUACAUGAAAUAUGCAUCGAAUGCACAAACGCACAUCCACACAUACACAUGCACACACACACACAUCUUUGAUCAUAUUCCCGGUAUUGAAUGCUAAGAAGACGACAUCUUCCACACUGAUCUGAUCUGAAUACUUGUAUAUUUCAAGAAUAAUUCUUUUUGUUUUUCCUCUUUCUCCCAAAAUCAAUCAAAGCUUAUUGAUUAGCACUAUUGAUUUUUGUUGUCUGUGUCCUGUGUUAUAUUAUUGCCAGUUUUAGUAAUUAUAAUUAUUGUUCCUCUCAUCAUUGUUGUCUUUUUCAAUGUUAUUAUAACUCAAAAUGAUUUUGUUGUCUCAACAUGAAUAAUAAUUACAAAAAAUUUAAAAAGUGAUUAUUGUAUUUUGAAUAGUAAAUGAUAAUUUUAAAUUUUGUAUAAUAAAA